UAAUUCAACAAUUGGCACGUGCUUUUGAAAAAAGCGCGUCCUGCAGAGCGUCACAGGGAACGUGGCAACGUCGCUCGAAUCAUCCAUAGGAGCAUCGUCCCUAGAAUCAACUAGAAUCCAUAACCUCAUUUACCCGUUCGAGAUGUUGACAAACUGUUUUUUUGAAUCCGGAAAAUUGCCAUGAUUCGCUGGAAAUCUCGACUAAGGCAAGAACUUUGAAACUGUACUGGGCCCUACGAACUGUUUUUAAUUUUAAUUUCAAUAUAAAAGGAGAAUAAGGUGAUGUCAAUAUGCUUAGCAGCAACAGAAAAGUGUCGUACUUUUACAAUCCUGAUGUGGGAAAUUUUCAUUAUGGGCCUGGACACCCGAUGAAACCACACAGAUUGUCGGUCAUUCACAGUCUGGUGCUGAACUAUGGACUCCAUAAGAAAAUGCAAAUCUAUCGACCGUACAGAGCGAGUAGGCAUGAUAUGUGUCGCUUCCACUCUGAUGAAUAUGUUGAAUUUUUGCAAAGGGUGACCCCACAGAAUUUGCAAGGUUAUACAAAGUACUUGAGCCAUUUCAAUGUGGGUGAUGACUGUCCAGUUUUUGAUGGCCUCUUUGACUUUUGUUCCAUGUACACGGGAGCAUCAUUGGAAGGUGCUACAAAGCUAAAUAAUAAAAGCUGCGACAUAGCGAUAAACUGGAGUGGUGGUCUGCAUCACGCGAAGAAGUUUGAGGCCUCUGGCUUCUGCUAUAUCAAUGACAUUGUUAUCGCGAUCCUAGAGCUACUCAAAUAUCACGCGCGCGUGCUCUACAUCGACAUUGACGUGCACCACGGCGAUGGUGUCCAGGAAGCUUUUUACUUGACUGAUCGUGUGAUGACGGUCUCUUUCCACAAAUACGGCAACUACUUUUUCCCUGGCACCGGUGACAUGUACGAGAUCGGCGCCGAGAGUGGCAGGUAUUACUCCGUCAACGUUCCCCUCAAAGAAGGCAUCGACGACGCCUCCUAUGUCCAGGUAUUCAAGCCCUGCAUCUCCAACGUGAUGGAGUACUUCCGGCCCACGGCGAUAGUUUUGCAGUGUGGUGCCGACUCUCUUGCGAACGACAGACUUGGUUGCUUUAGUCUCAGUACCAAGGGCCACGGUGAAUGUGUCAAGUACGUCCGCGACCUGAACAUACCGCUGCUUACGGUAGGCGGCGGCGGUUACACCUUACGAAACGUCGCGCGAUGUUGGACCUACGAGACCUCGCUUCUCGUCGACGAACCGAUCAGCAACGAACUGCCUCUCACCGAGUACAUCGAAUACUUCGGGCCAGACUUCACCUUGCAUCCGGAGGUCGUCACCAGGCAGGACAAUGCCAAUAGUAAGCAGUACCUAGAUACCAUAACGCGACAUGUCUACGACAACCUAAAGAUGAUCGCAAGCUCGCCCAGCGUGCAGAUGCACGACGUUCCCUGCGAUGCUUUACCUCCGGAAGAUGAGAGGCAUCCCGACCCAGACCCAGACUCUAGGCAGAAUCCUCAAGAUAUGGACAAGAUAGUCGAGCCAGCCAACGAGUACUACUCGGGAGACAAGGACCAGGACAAAAUGGACACUGGAGAUUCAUAACUUGCUGGAACUUUCCUUCUGUGCGUUCAGUGUUGUAUAAAUGAUUUUUUUUUAAGCGUUAAACAGAGUGAGAGCGUUGAAGAGAAUUUGAACGAGGUAUCAGCAGCGUUGUGUUACAAAUUUUUAUCUAUUUCGGUUUUAUUUCAUUGAAAAACUGUGUUUCGAUUUAUUUCCUUAAACAAGGAAACAAUUUGGAAUCUGACACUUAUUUUCGUAGUUGUGGAUGUACGAUGAUAAUUUUGAAGUCGGCCGUGCAAAUUGACGUCUCACUUACUUUGAAAAACCAUUUCUUACGAAUCAAGUAAAUAUUAAAACUUGCUUUGGUAAGAAUUUUUAAUUUACUUUCUUUUGUGAAAGUACCGUAGUAAUGGUCGCGCAAAAAAUGAAAAUUAUUUUUCAAAUUAGUCUUUACCGAACGUUUAUAAAUCUCCUGUAUAAAUCUUCGACUACUUUUUUACUCCAACUAUUGGUAUACAUGCAAUUAUGACGAGAAAAUUGAGUUUAUAAAUUGGAUGGUUUCCUUGAAUUAGUCUGUACAUAAAAAUCUAAAAAAUACAUAUUUUAGUUAGUUUAUAUUUUGUUUUUAAAGCAUUCAACGUGUAUUGUAUACACUGAAAAAAAACAGUCGUUUCUGCUGUAAAGUCCGGUAGUUUUAACCGUUCUGCCACCGUAACUACUGUUCAGUAACAACAACGGUGUGCCACUGGUAGUUUUAACGAGUCGCGACUCGUAAAAUUGGUCGCUUACGCGGGACACCAGCAAAAACAACCAAACUGAUUCUUUAAAACUGCUGAACUCUACGGUAAUCUUGGCGAGUUUUCGUACAAUGACGGAUUACAGGUGCGAGUUCAGUUAAAAUGGCUGUUUUUUUUUCAGUGUAGAACGAACUACCUUUUAGUUGAUUUAUGACUUAUAAUUUUAUUUAUUUAACAAAUUUGUGAAAAUGGAUAAAAAUUUAACAACACAAUGAUGGUGAAUAUGCCAAGGCGCGAGGAACUGACUUAAUUUGAUCCUCACAUAGAUUAUAUAAUAAAUGCGCAAGUUAAUAAAACUUAAUGAAUUGUAAAUAGGAACUGGAAUGGAGAGAUAUUUGCAAGUGGUAAAAUAAAGAUUUGUACACAUUCUA
Messenger RNA from Nasonia vitripennis (jewel wasp), 2721 nucleotides. RefSeq names its product histone deacetylase 3 (gene HDAC3). Gene Ontology annotation, molecular function: histone deacetylase activity. Bases 291 to 1595 code for a protein of 434 amino acids. NCBI's taxonomy places the organism in Eukaryota, Metazoa, Arthropoda, Insecta, Hymenoptera, Pteromalidae. The record is from RefSeq and is a predicted model, not a curated record. The transcript has 3 exons.